This is a messenger RNA of Gloeophyllum trabeum ATCC 11539, 687 nucleotides long. RefSeq lists its product as uncharacterized. The transcript has a single exon. Gene Ontology annotation, molecular function: RNA binding. The annotation marks the transcript as partial. NCBI's taxonomy places the organism in Eukaryota, Fungi, Basidiomycota, Agaricomycetes, Gloeophyllales, Gloeophyllaceae. The record is from RefSeq and is a predicted model, not a curated record.
AUGUCUGAGGCGAAAAGGUUGCAUCAUAGCAUAUUCGAUGGGCGCCAAGUUCUUGUGCAAUGCCAGUCACCGAAACGCAGACAGACUUCCUCAUUCUCGAUCGAGAUCAAGGGUCUCCCCCCAAAUGUCAGAGCAGAAGAUAUCCAGCGGUGGUGCAACGCUGCGUCAGUCACGCUCGGAAGGGCCAGCUAUGGCAGGAGCACGGGCAUUCAGCACGUACGCGAUGAGCUGUCGAAAUUUGGGCCUUUGGAGUCAUUCGACUUGGUGCCAUCGGGCCCACGUCCCACCAAGCUGAAGGCCUUCGGCCAGUUCUGCACACCAGAGGCAGCUGCCGCUGCCGCUGAAAAAUUAAACAACACGCCGCAAAAGAUGCUCGGCAGUCCUCUCUGGUCGGAGCUCAUCUAUUCUCUCAAAUAUCUUCCACCAUGGAAACAAUUUAUGGCCUUAAGAGAUGACCUCGUUGCGCUAUCCGACCAGCAUGCCGACUGCAAAAUCAGGUACUACGAGGCGGACAACGAAGGCCGUGCGGUCGAUCCCGUGUGCAUCCGGAUCUAUUCCUCUGAUGCAAAGGCUCUCGGAAGAGCCAAAAUAGCCGUGGAGACGAUGCUUCAAGGCGAAGUUCUGGCUUCCGACGGGAAGUCAGUGUGGGACGAUUUCUUCCUCUCCUCGGAGGGCACGGAAUUCCUG